AUGUUUUAUUAUAAAAAUAUUUUUAUAUUGAUCUCAUUAUAUACUUCUCUUGUAAAAUCAAUAGAUUCAAACGCUAGACAGAAUGCCAGUGAACGAGAUCUUAUGGAACAUGUAAUGAAGGAUUAUAGCCCCCAUAUAAGGCCUGUUAGAAACUAUUAUCAAGUUAUAAAUGUUACUGUUCAGCCUCAAAUAUAUAGUUUAGUCGAUGUGGAUGAAAUACAGGAACAGAUCAAAUUGCUCAUCUGGUUUCCACAGAGUUGGACUGAUGAAUUUCUUACUUGGGACCCCGAGGAUUGGGGAGGAAUCGAAAAGAUGAAUUUACCUAUUUCUCAAAUCUGGCUUCCUGAUGGCUAUAUAUUCAACACGGUUGAUACAACUGACCCACUUACUCAACAUAAUGCUCGAGUUCGCUACGAUGGUAACGUAGAAGUUGAUUUUAAUAAAUUAGUUGUUGUAACUUGCCCUAUGUCUGUUCUCGAUUUCCCUUUUGAUAAUCAAGUUUGUAAUCUUCAAUUUGGGUCUUGGAGCUAUCAGACUCAUCAACUCAACUUCAUAGUCAAGACAACAUUCGUACCGAAAAAUGCUCAAAACUCUGAAUGGGAUAUCAUCUCAUUUGACGGAGAGAAGAAGAAAACGCAGUACGAAAACACAGAAGGUGGAAUGUAUGAAUAUGAAGAAAUUUUCUAUUAUUUGAAGUUAAAGAGAAAGCCUCUCUACUACGUCAUUGUUAUAAUCGUUCCUUCGUUUCUUAUCGUCACUGUCUCAUGCAUCGGAAUAUUCACUCCUCAUGGUGUUCAAGGAGAUCGAGAAGAAAAGGUUUCGCUAGGCUUGACAACCAUGUUGACCAUGUCCGUCAUUCUUGACAUGGUGACAAGUCAAAUGCCGAAAAGUAGUGAAGGAGUUCCGUUAUUAGGUCGAUAUGUUUUAAUAGAAUUUGUUAUAUCAAUAGCAGCUGUACUAGUUUCCAUUUUAAUAAUCUUUUUACACGAAAGAACGGGAUACAUGAGAACUCCACCUCCAAGAUGGCUUCGGAGGUUCUUCAACAUCGACGAUUAUCACUUAGAUGUUGAAGAGCACAUUCAAGCUAAAACCUGUGAAACUGUGGAAGAAAUCCGGAAUUGCAUUUCAAUGCUUCGCACUUUCAUAGAGGAUCAGGAAACAACGGAGGAGAUUCGAAUAAUCUGGCAAAGAGUUUUCUCAUGGGCCGACUUGUUGUCAAUGGUCUUUUUCGUAAUCGUGAACUUCAUCGUCACUUACACAACUUUCAUGAACUACACACUUGAAUAA
Messenger RNA from Auanema sp. JU1783, 1287 nucleotides. NCBI's taxonomy places the organism in Eukaryota, Metazoa, Nematoda, Chromadorea, Rhabditida, Rhabditidae. The record is from the annotation of a GenBank genome assembly.